Andrographis paniculata is the source of this 1650-nucleotide messenger RNA. Its product is annotated as cystathionine beta-lyase, chloroplastic. Gene Ontology annotation, cellular component: cytoplasm. Gene Ontology annotation, biological process: 'de novo' L-methionine biosynthetic process; transsulfuration. The record is from RefSeq and is a predicted model, not a curated record. The transcript is spliced from 14 exons. NCBI's taxonomy places the organism in Eukaryota, Viridiplantae, Streptophyta, Magnoliopsida, Lamiales, Acanthaceae. Bases 84 to 1502 code for a protein of 472 amino acids. Gene Ontology annotation, molecular function: pyridoxal phosphate binding.
GGAGGAACUGAUUAUGUGGAUGAUUAACUCUUCUUCUUCGUUUUAUUUAUUGAAUAACGUCACUCUCGUCGCUGAGCCUGAGCAUGGCGCACGCUACACAUCUCAGGUCACUCGCUGCAUUCCUUUCUGCAGAUUCUACUCACCAGAAGAAGCAUGGUUUAACGAACGAUAAUUCACCAUUGAUCUAUGGUGGCAGAACCGUAGUGUUCAGGAAGGGGAAUUGUAAUGCCAAUUAUUACAACUUUAAGUUAAAUUGCUCAAGAGAUAAAGAAAUGAAUAUCACCCCGGCAGCAUUGGCUGAUGGCGUUGCUGCGAGCUCAAGUGAAAUCGAGAUCGCACACAGCACUGAUGCGGUUGAGCCAAGUGUGUCAACGAUAUUGAUGAAUUUUUCCAACGAAUUUGAUCCUUACGCCGCAUUGAGCACACCUCUAUACCAAACAGCAACUUUUAAGCAGCCUUCAGCUACAGAGAACGGACCUUAUGAUUACACAAGAAGUGGAAAUCCAACACGAGAUGCUCUGGAAAGCCUUAUUGCAAAGCUUGAUAAAGCCGAUCGAGCAUUAUGUUUCACUAGUGGAAUGGCUGCUUUGGCAGCAGUUACUCAUCUUGUUGGAACAGGUGAGGAAAUAGUUGCUGGUGAUGACAUGUAUGGUGGUUCUGACCGUUUGUUGUCCCGGGUCACUCCAAGAUCUGGAGUGGUAGUUAAGCGUGUGGAUACAACAAAUUUGGAAGAGGUUGCUUCCAAUAUUGGCCCUUGGACAAAGCUGGUGUGGUUGGAAAGUCCAACAAACCCUCGCCAACAGAUUUCAGAUAUUCGUAAAAUUACUGAAAUCGCACAUGCUCAUGGCGCUCUUGUGUUGGUGGAUAACAGCAUCAUGUCUCCUGUCUUAUCUCGACCGUUGGAACUUGGAGCUGAUAUUGUGAUGCACUCAGCUACUAAGUUCAUAUCUGGCCACAGUGAUCUCAUGGCUGGAGUUCUCUCCAUUAAGGGAGAAAGCUUGGCAAAAGACCUUUACUUCCUCCAGAAUGCCGAGGGCUCUGGAUUAGCUCCAUUUGAUUGCUGGCUUUGUUUAAGAGGCAUCAAAACAAUGGCUCUACGUGUUGAAAAGCAACAGGAAAAUGCGCAAAAGAUUGCUGAAUUUCUAGCCUCACAUCCUCGGGUGAAAAGAGUAAACUAUGCAGGCCUGCCCGGUCAUCCUGGGCGAGAUUUACACUACUCUCAGGCAAAGGGUGCAGGGUCCGUGCUAAGCUUCUCAACGGGUUCUCUGGCGCUCUCAAAGCACGUAGUCGAGACAACCAAGUAUUUCAGCAUAACCGUUAGUUUUGGAAGUGUGAAGUCUCUCAUCAGCUUGCCGUGCUUCAUGUCGCACGCAAGCAUACCGGCUGAUGUCCGCGAAGCCAGAGGUUUAUCCGAGGACCUGAUCCGGAUAUCAGUUGGCAUCGAGGAUGUCGGCGACUUGAUUGCUGAUUUAGACCGCGCCCUGAGAACUGGACCCCGGUAAGUUAGCUAUUAUGAGUCUUAAGAUUGGUUAAAAGCUGUUUUUGAGAUAUGUUUUGUUUUUGUUUGCUUUGCUAAUUUUACUUCUCUCUAUUGAAGAAAGUGACUAUUUUUUAUAUUGAAUUUUCAUAAAAUAAUCUUAUACUGAUCAA